Molecule: messenger RNA, 1260 nt
Organism: Schizophyllum commune H4-8
Lineage: Eukaryota; Fungi; Basidiomycota; Agaricomycetes; Agaricales; Schizophyllaceae
Exons: 6
Coding region: 1-1260 (419 amino acids)
Molecular function (GO): coenzyme A diphosphatase activity
Source: RefSeq, a predicted model, not a curated record
AUGUCUGACGAAAAGCCCCUCUCCGUCAUUGCCUCGCUCUCGAGAGCUCUGCACCGUAUCCGCUCGACGCCACCGCGUGUCAUUGCGUCGCCCCGCACCCAACCUCGCAGAGCAGCGGUAGCACUCAUCAUUCGAAUCGUACCCGCCCCGAAUGCUACCCUUCCGCCCCCUUCCACCUCCCAGCCUACCAUCACCGAAUUCUUCGAUCUCGACUGGGUAAAGGACCCCAAUGCGAGGCCCGAGAUCCUCUUUGUCCGCCGCGAUAGCGCAGUUGCCGAAGUUGCGUCCCUGGAUAAUGGCAGGCCGCGCAAUACGCGCGAAGCACAUGUUGCCUUCCCGGGUGGUCGCACAGAAAAGGACGACGAAGGCGGUCUAUACACCGCUAUGCGCCAAACAUGGGAAGAGAUCGGCAUUGACCUCGCGGAGCGCGAGUACACUUGCAUUGGGCAGCUCGACGACCGUGAAAUCACUACCUCCCUUGGCAAGCGCCUCCUCAUGAUUCUCUCCCCCUACGUCUUCCUCCAGCUCUGCCCUCAAUCACCCACCGCCGACCCCGCCGAAGGCACUACCCUACACUGGACACCUCUUGCCUCUGUCGUCGCUCCGCCGAAAUGGUCCUACGUGACCGUCGACGCCGCCUCGCGUAUGGCGCCCAAACAUUCCGUCGCCCUGCGCCUUCUCGUGCAAGUUCUCGUCGGCAGCAUGCAGUUCCCCGCCAUCGUCAUCGAGCCCUCAUCCACCGAACCCUCACCCGCACCAGUCAGCGACGUCAGCAAACUGGAGAAGGGAGCGACGCACGGUGGGCGGCGUCAGACGCUCAAGUUGUGGGGCCUGUCGCUCGGCAUGACGCUCGACCUGCUAUCGUACAUGAUACCGGCAGAGCCCGACUUGCAAUCGGGUAGGCGGUCAGGCUACUCGACGCCUGCACCUCUGUCCCCGCUGCAGCUGCCCUACCGCGCCGGCGACGAGCUCAGGAUAGAAGACCUUGCUCCUAGUCUCGCGAGCAUCUUCCCCAAGUUCUCAUACCCGGAUGUCAACUUCUGGAUCUGGGUCUUCGGCCGCCGCUACCGCGAAGUCGUCCGCGGCUGGGAGGCCAGCGUCCGCUCUGGCGGGUCCAACGACCGCAGAAUAAACUGGUCCGGCUCAGCUCUCAGUACGUACUACGCCGCGGUCCGGAAGGCGCUCGUUGUCGUGAUCGUGGCGCGAGCCUUGGGCAUCCUGUUUGGCCUGCUGUUUGCAGGGUGGUGGGUAUUUGCAUAG